AUGUCGGACGUUGCUCAUCUCAAGUCUCUUUUCCGCUUCUACGACGACUACCCUAAAAAGGGCAUUCGGUUCUGUGACAUCCUCCCUGUCCUCCGGGAUCCUCUCGCGUUCGAGCUGCUGAUCACCAACAUUGUCUCGCACGUGUUCACGCACACCAUCCCUACCCUCUCCGAUUCUUCUCCCGUCCCUGCAACACCGCUGGAACCCGGUGCGGUGUCGUACGGCAACCGCAAGAUCGAUGCAGUCGUCGGUCUGGACGCGCGCGGCUUCCUCCUCGGCCCCAUCCUCGCCCAGCGUCUCGGCUGCGGUUUCGUUCCCGUUCGCAAGGUCGGCAAGCUCCCCGGCGCCUGCGUGCAAGCGAGCUACAUGAAGGAGUACGGAGAAGACGUGUUUGAGAUGCAACAGGACGCAUUGGCCCCCGGAUCAAGGGUGUUGGUCAUCGAUGAUCUCAUUGCGACCGGUGGAAGCGCCAAGGCGGCUGGAGAGCUCGUCAAGAAGUGCGGAAGCCAGGUCGUCGAGUACGUAUUUGUGGUGGCGAUUCCCUUCUUGAAGGGCGCGGAUCAGUUGGAUGCUCCUUCGUACCACCUUGUCGAGGUCGACUAG
Messenger RNA from Kalmanozyma brasiliensis GHG001, 603 nucleotides. Its product is annotated as Phosphoribosyltransferase domain protein. The coding region runs from base 1 to 603 and encodes 200 amino acids. Gene Ontology annotation, molecular function: AMP binding; adenine phosphoribosyltransferase activity; adenine binding. Gene Ontology annotation, cellular component: cytoplasm. Gene Ontology annotation, biological process: adenine salvage; AMP salvage. The transcript has 2 exons. The record is from RefSeq and is a predicted model, not a curated record. NCBI's taxonomy places the organism in Eukaryota, Fungi, Basidiomycota, Ustilaginomycetes, Ustilaginales.